Molecule: messenger RNA, 663 nt
Organism: Aplosporella prunicola CBS 121167
Lineage: Eukaryota; Fungi; Ascomycota; Dothideomycetes; Botryosphaeriales; Aplosporellaceae
Exons: 3
Coding region: 1-663 (220 amino acids)
Source: RefSeq, a predicted model, not a curated record
AUGCCGCUUGAAGGGUCUGUAGAGCCAACAUGGCGCAAGCGCAUUCUCUUUCCUUUCUGGGGCGUGCGCAUCUUCUUCGUCGCCAUUGUCGUCACCACCUUUGCCGUCUUGCUUUUGCUGUUGAGCAGAGCAACCGACGACAACAACGACUUCCGACAUCAUGGCGACGGAUACACCGGUUCAAUAGCCGUCCUAUCAAUAUUCUUCGCCUGUUUAAUUCUCUGCUUGGUCCUCGAUAUUGCUUCCAUCGUUCUCUACGGCCUUCGCUCCCUCAACCCCCGCACUUUCCUUAUCAUCAACAUCGCGCAAACCACGUUUUGGUUCGUCGUGCUUGUCCUGGGACUCAUCGGCGCCGCCCUUUUACAAAGCGGCACGGCCGUCGUCUCAGCCUUCAUCGUCUUCUUCAUGUACUGCGGCCUCCUCAUCUACGCCGCCGUCAUGUAUCACCGCUCGCGCCGCGCCGCCCGCGUCAAAGACACAUACGCCGUGGCCAUCAGCUCCGCCAACCCCAGCCCCGUGCCCGGCGAGUACUAUGCGCCGCCCAUGCCGGCCUCGCCACCGCCGCCCUUCAGCCCCGGCAGCGUCUAUGUCCCGCCAUCGCGGCACCAGCCCAACCCCUUCAAGGACGGAGGCGAGGCGCACGAGCUUGCUGAACGGCGGUAG